CGCCUGAGCUUGCAGACAUUGCAGAUCUGUCCGAGUCUCUCUACGUGUCUACUGUCUCUUCUGCUGGCACAGAUCUACCCAGCCCCUCCUCUCGCUGCUUCCUUGCCCUCCGUUUGGUCUGCAGAUAGCGCCUUUCUUGGCGCUUGAUGACACGCCGAAUGCUACCCAUCCCCGCAGAGUGAAGGGCAGCCACCACAUGCCGCAGCAGAAUCCUCUGCACGAAGACACGUUGGCACGCGAAGACGUCGCACAGCUUGGCCGCCACAUGCAGUGACACCAGCCUCCUGGAAUCGCAAACACACACAUCCAUGUAAUAAAUACAAGUCACUGUCAGUGGAGUGCGCGUGUCCUUGAUUGUCGCUCACUUACAGGAGGGCGCUUUGCAGACCACGGUCCUUCUUGUAGACGGCCGGGGCCGUCCACGCAUGGCCCCUGCCUUCGACCAGUCUCACCUCGGCCAGGAGGGAGUCGCCACUCGCCAGGAACUCUUUCUUGUCUGCUUCGUAAAGGUCUACCAGAUGGCCCCUCGUCCACAGAGGGCGCUUGUCAAUGCGUGCCAGGUACGUGCCCCCCCAACACACCCAUCCCGUCGACAAUGUGUCGUUUUCAGCAGCGGGGUAGUUGUAGGGGAAGGGCAGGCCGUGGGUCGAGAAGUAGCUGUCGAGAUGCUCAUGGCAAAGCGACUCCGCCAACCGCACGACGGUCCGGGCAUCCAUAGAGGGGUCCGCCAGGAUGGCACCAAGAAUCGUCUUCCAGAUGUUGCGGUAGAAGCCUAGAGCUAUGCUGCCCUCCGCCGCAAUCUGCCAGCCGUCAGGCGUCAUCUUCCUUUUCAGCAGCAUGCUGGAGCCGUCAAGGGUGCUCUCCCAGGUCUUGUCUUUCGCGAUCUCUCCCUCGUCCUGUCGCCUCGUUAGCAGACAAUAGUCCAGAGUCGAUCCACCCAUGUCUACAGUGACCAUGUGAUCGACGUCGGAGUGCUGCGAGUCGUUGAGGGCGGCGGUGAGGAAGCCACACGCCGAAAGUCUUGCCUCGAGCGUCGGUGCCAGGCGGAAGACCGUCAGGCCGAGCCUGCCUCGUGCAACGUCGGCAAAGUCUUUGAACAGAUCCACGGUGCACCGCAGGUCACCUGUGGCAAAGGCCAGCACUCGCUUAGAUUAGAGGGAAAAACAGAAAGCCAAAAUGGCGAUGUGUGUCUGGCGAUGGUAUGUCACGUUUGUUUGUGUCAGUCUGUCUUCUUGGUUUCUCACCUCUGGCCGCAGACCCCACAGCUCGCGAUGUGUCCGGAGCAUCUUUUGGAUCUUGUUGACAAGGGUGUUCCGCUGCAAGCGCCAUCUCUUGCUGUUGACAUAAGCAGCGUCAGGCCCCUCACGGAAUAUGGAGAGGGUAUUCAGGAGGACCGUCUCCUUCAUCGAUUCACGACCACCAUACGUCAUAUUCUCGCCUGACCUGGACGACCUGGACGCACAACAACAAACAACACACAUGCGCUGGGCGCUUGCAUCGUUCACUUCGGCUCACCUCCAUAUGCCCCUCACUUCGUCCAGGACAGCGUGAGGGUCACGUAUUGUCAUGAGUCGGAUGCCUCGAGAGCCGAUCUCCAGCACACCUCCCCACGCCCCAUCACCCUCCUUAGCCGUGUCAGCCCCUCUCUGCUGACUGCGCUGACCCAUCUUACUCCCGGGUGGCUGCCGCCGCGCCGCUCUAUGUUGUGUUCUGAUGUCAUAGCUGGCCAAAGGCGGUUGCGAAGCCGUGUUUCCCGAUUGACAUACGAGUCGUAGAUGCCUUCUGCACAAGGCUGAGGGGAACGAUGAGCGUCGGCGGCACGGGCUGAAGCUGAAGUAGCCGUGGGAAAGGCCGAUGUGCAGGUACAGGAACAAAAGGCUGAAGGAGCGCCUGAGUCCCCGAUGAUAGAUCUGGUGCUGUGCAGGCUGUCCCAUUCGGUCUGCAUCCUCCGACAAAGCGCUCUUCGCGUUGAGUUAACUCCCCCUUGCAGAUGAAGGGAUGGAUGAACGACGACUUGGCAAGCCAGUGGUUGGCCUUCACAGCCCUUCCCAGCCGU
Molecule: messenger RNA, 2056 nt
Organism: Vitrella brassicaformis
Lineage: Eukaryota; Vitrellaceae
Source: the annotation of a GenBank genome assembly